Messenger RNA from Dacryopinax primogenitus, 1278 nucleotides. Its product is annotated as galactose oxidase. NCBI's taxonomy places the organism in Eukaryota, Fungi, Basidiomycota, Dacrymycetes, Dacrymycetales, Dacrymycetaceae. The record is from RefSeq and is a predicted model, not a curated record. The transcript is spliced from 4 exons. Gene Ontology annotation, molecular function: protein binding. The coding region runs from base 1 to 1278 and encodes 425 amino acids.
AUGAAUACACCCUUCCCCAUAUCGAAGCCUAAGACAAGAGGGAGGUCGCACACCGUUACAUCCGCACACCCCUCAUCAUCCUCGCCAACCAGCUCUUCUUCCCCAUCGACGUCACCCGACACAUCCACCGCAUCCCCACCUAUUACCAGCGUGCUGCGUCAAACCUCUGGGGGACGUCGCCGCGCCUGUCCGCCGAGUCUGAUGUACUGGUCCCGUGCACCUAUCAUCCCACCGUACCCCACGCAUGCGCACGCCCAUACUCCGAAAGGCGUUCGCAGCGCAUCCUGUACCGUGAUGGAUACAGCGAUCUGGUUCUUUGGUGGGUACGACUCGAAAGAGACAGUGGAGGAUGUGUGGGUGUUGGAUACGGAGACAAGGGAGUGGGAGAGGGUCGAGAUGCGCGGUGAAGGGCCGGGACCAUUGAGAGCACAUACCGCAGUAGGGGAUGAGAGGUAUAUAUUUGUGUUUGGUGGUGGGAGCGGGGACGAAUUCUCCGACGAGCUCUGGGCGCUUGACACGUUUGAGCAGACAUGGCACCUGCUUCCCUGUUCUGCCCCUUCCCCUGUCCCCCGGCGCGCGCAUAACUCUUUUAUCUACGACGAGCAUUUAUACGUCUAUGGCGGAGGAUCAGGACACGACGCCCUCUCCGAUCUAUGGAGGAUUGACGUCUCGUGGGCUGCGCUCGCUCGAUCGAAAGAUGAGCCACUGGUAUGGGAAGAGCUCCAAACAAGCGGUUCCGCUCCCUCGGAUAUGCCUGUUCCCGGUGAGGAGGGGUCACCAGAGGAGAACACGCCUAGAGCGAGAGGGUAUACGAGCGCUACGCUCGUCGGAAACGUGCUUGUUGUGCUUGGAGGACAGAGUGGGAGGGAUGGGGACGGGGAGGGACCGUGGGGGGACUGUUGGGUGUUAAACCUUGACGACCUGCAUUGGGAAGAGAAGCAUCUUAACCCUCCCAUUCCACUCGCCAGUCAUACGGCGACCCUCGUCGGGAUGUACUUGUUCAUCUUCGGCGGUAAUGACGGUUCGAGGUACUGUAAUGAUCUGAGGUUACUGAAUCUGAUAACAAUGCAAUGGGAAACCCCCAAGAUCCGAGGACAUCCCCCUCCCGAGCGUGCUCAACAUCAGGCCGUCUUAGUCGACGCCCGUCUGUGGAUCUUCGGCGGCUUUGAUGGAAGAAGAUACUUCGAGGAGCCCUAUGUGCUCGAUUUGGCGGCGAGCAGCUGGUUGAUGGGAGUCACGGAAUUUGGGGUUGGGGAGGAGGAGGAGGGCUGGGAUUAG